This is a messenger RNA of Seminavis robusta, 2258 nucleotides long. The record is from the annotation of a GenBank genome assembly. NCBI's taxonomy places the organism in Eukaryota, Bacillariophyta, Bacillariophyceae, Naviculales, Naviculaceae.
CUGGUAGUAUCUUUGGUUUCAGUCGGGGUAUCUUUUGAGGCAUGUGGCAAGCAUGUGGCCUUCUUAUUCACCUCUUUCGAUGCCUCCCUCUGCUUUCUCACAACAAAGAAGCAAGAUCCCUUUGUUCAUUAAGAACCAUCCAGCAAUUCCCUUAACCCACAAAACGGAUAUCCACCAUGAGCGCCGCUGUUACCCCUGGUGUGACGGUCACUGAAAAGAUCAACGAAGAUGGAAGCAAAACUGUGACGACUGUGACCAUUCACGAAGAUGGAUCCAAAUCGACCAAACGCAAGACCAUCCGGCCCAAAAAGCCCCGAGGUGGGACUUCUUCAACUCGCUCUCCCGCUCCAGCAGCAUCCAAGCCCAGUGGUGGUGGUAGCAUGGAAGAUGCCCUCGAAGAUGCUCUGUCGGGACACCAGGACGACGAAACCUUUGAAAACGCAGUGAAGCGUUGCAUUCCGUCGGAAUUCCUGUUGUUUGCCAGUCAGGAUGACGCGACACAGGCACAGGAAGCCCAUUAUGCGGCCAAGCUUUUCGAUCUGCCCAAUCCAAAGGGCCAAGCUGGAUCCGUCGCCACGUCGGCGUUGGUCCAGUAUCUUUAUCAAAACUACAAAUCUGUCGUGAGCGAUGGUGGCGACAAGCCCCUUUCCUGCUUGGCGGUACUCCAAGAAGUACAUGGCAGCAUGAAAAAGGCUGCAGGUCAGUUCGAUUUGCAGCCACAAAUCUCCUACAGUCGUCCUCUAGGACCACCUCGGUUGGGAUCCAAAAAGUAUGAGCCCUUUUAUUUGGUCCCACCCGGUUUCGAGGGCAAGCGUCGUGCCCUUCUCAUUGGUAUCUGCUUUGUGGAUGACGAACCCAGCAAGGUCCUCACGAGUCCUCACAAUGACGUGCAUAAUGUCCAGCAAUUCUUGGUUAACAAGUGCGGCUUUGCCAAGGACGAUAUGAUGAUUCUCACCGAUGGCGAGGGCGCUACGGCGGCACCCACCAAAAAGAACAUUUGGGCCAGCUUUCAAAAGCUCAUCGACGAGUCCAAACCCGGUGAUGUUGUCUUUCUGCAGUAUUCGGGACACGGCGGACGAAUGCUCCAGCCCGGCUCCGGCGACCUGUACGAUAGUUACAUCUUGCCGGCCGAUUACAAGACCGAAGGCCAAAUCUUGGAUGAUGACAUUCUCAAGGAUUUGAUCAAAGCCCUACCCGCCGGAGUGCACACGACAUUCUUGGCCGAUUGCUGCAACUCUGGAACUGUGGGCGACUUGCCCUACGUUCUCAAACCCACCACGACCCGUGACCAAGAGAUUGAACGUUUCUUUGAUACGGAUACUCGUGCCGAGAUUUUGGAGGCCGAAGCCAAGGGCAAACAAGAACGUGAGGAAUACGAACGUGCCAAGCUAGAGCGCAAAAAGCAGCGAGAACUCCGCAAGAUCGAGCAAGAGAAGGCAAAGGCAUCCGCCAAGGCCAAGGAGGAGCAGGAUGCCGAGGCGUUGGCGCAACAGUUGGUGGGAAUGAACACUGGAGGAGGGAUGCCGAUGAUGCAGAUGUCACCUCAAGCCAUGGGGGCUCCUCAGACCCACACCUACAACAUUACGGAUGAAAGUGAGGUGGCCGUGCUUUCCAAAAAACACGGUGUCGCCUUGUCGUUGUCUCCCGACCAGAAAGCCUGUUUGCAGCAGGGUGGAACCGUGACAUUGUCCUUUAUGACGCAGCAACCCCAACAGAUGCAAAUGAUGCCUCAACAGCAGCAAACGGGAAUGAUCAUGAUGACGCCCGAACAGGCAGAAGCCUUCAAGAAGGCCAACGGAGGCAACUUGAUGAUGACACCCGAGCAGGCUGCCGCUUUCAUGAACCAGCAGCAGGCUUCUUAACUUAAUUUAGAAAAGGGGGACAGAUUGACCCAGCAACAGCAUCGACACUUAUUGAAAGUCGAAUACAUGCUAUGCAUGAUAAACUAAACGCAGACACUGAUUUUGUGCGCGCGGUGUCGACGAUGGGCUCAAUGCAUUUUUGACCCCUCCAGCCAUGCCGGUACAGUGGAUACCUCGAAUCGGCGUGGCUGUACCAUAAGCCAUCCAGAUUCAAUACUGUAUCCAUAGUGGAUGAAUCGAAUCAGAAUCAUUGGCGUCGCCCCAUGUCCAAGGCUCUCUGGGAUCAUAGCUGAUCAUUCUCCAACUCCUCGAUCUCCUACACGUAUAAUAAAGUACCGGCAUUCUUCUUCAACACUCUUCACUCUUCAGCCCAGCCUGUCCUGCACACUGCACACU